Molecule: messenger RNA, 2251 nt
Organism: Drosophila hydei
Lineage: Eukaryota; Metazoa; Arthropoda; Insecta; Diptera; Drosophilidae
Gene: grn
Product: GATA-binding factor C
Exons: 9
Coding region: 1-2082 (693 amino acids)
Biological process (GO): negative regulation of transcription by RNA polymerase II; positive regulation of transcription by RNA polymerase II; cell fate commitment
Molecular function (GO): RNA polymerase II cis-regulatory region sequence-specific DNA binding; DNA-binding transcription factor activity, RNA polymerase II-specific; zinc ion binding
Source: RefSeq, a predicted model, not a curated record
AUGGAUAUGACCUCAACAGCGGAGGCUGCCGCUCGCAGCUGGUAUGACAGUCCGCGCUUAGGCGGCGGCGGCGGCGGUGGGGGCGGCGGCGGUGGUGGCGGCGGCGGCGGUUCGCCGCAUACAAACGGCCUGGGCAGCACCGGCAGCAGCCUGGCCCACAGCCAUCACAGCUUGUCCAGCGGCGCCUCCUCGGCGGGCAGCAGUGUGGGCGCAGCGCUUGGCGGCGGUGCAGGCGGCGCUGGCGCCGGCCUCGGCCUGGAUACGAGCGACAUGAGCGCCUUCUACGCGCUCGAAAGCAAUGGACACCAUCGACGCUACUAUCCCAGCUAUCAUCAGCACACAUCCCGCAUGCCCUCCUCACAUGCCACGCCCCAAGUGUGCCGGCCGCACUUUCAUACACCGCUCAGUCCCUGGCUGGCCGGCGAGCACAAAUCGUUUGCACCCGCCAGCGCUUGGGGCAUGAGUCAAUUUGCAUGCCCCCAGGAGCCGCAGAUGGAGCACAAACUGGGCCAGGUGGGCCAGAGCCAUCAGACAACGUCGGCCGGCCAGCAUUCGUUUCCAUUCCCACCGACACCGCCAAAGGACUCCACGCCCGACUCCGUACAAACCGGCCAGUCCGAGUAUCAGGCCGUCAUGAACGCCUUCAUGCAUCAGCAGGCCACGGGCUCUACCUCACUGACGGACGCCAGCUGUGCGCUGGACAUCAAGCCCUCCAUACAGAACGGCGGCCCCACAGCAGCGCACGCGGGCAGCUCCGGACCGGCCCAAUCCUCGGCGCCCAAGCAGCGUGAAGGUACGAACAAUACGAAUAGCUCAAAUAGCAGCAGCAGCACGACGUCGCAGCAGCAGCAGCAGCAGCAGCAACAGCAGCAACAGCAGCAGCAGCAAAAUAGCAACAGCAAUGCCUCCUCAUCCGCCUCCGCCUCUUUGUCCGCAUCAACGUCGAACGGCCUGUUCGAUGGCACCGCCCAGGCGCAUUAUGCGGCCAACAAUGCCAACAGCUACGAUAGCAGCUAUGCCUCGUAUCAUCAUGCGGCGGCGCAGCAUCAGGCAGCGGUUGCCGCUGCCAACAUGUUCCAAAGUUCCUCCGUGGCGGCAGCCGCUGUGCGGCAUAGCAUGGCAGCGGCGCAUCAUCAUCAUCAUCACAGUCACAGCCACCAUGGUCAGGCAGGCGCUGGUGUGGGCCUGCAUGGCAGUGGUGGCGCUGGCGCUGGUGGUGCUGGCGGUGCACUGGGCAUGGGCAGCGGCAUGGGCAGUGCCAUGAGCAGCGGCGGUCACAGCAGCUCCAGCGGCGGCGGUGGCGGCGGCGGAGGCGGCGCUGGCGGCGCUGGCAGCCUGAACAUCGGACUCGAUGUCAAGCCCGUGCGCACAAAGCCCAGGACAAGCGCUGAGGGCCGCGAAUGCGUAAACUGUGGUGCCACCUCCACGCCGCUGUGGCGACGCGAUGGCACCGGACAUUAUCUGUGCAAUGCCUGUGGCCUCUACUACAAAAUGAACGGACAGAAUCGGCCGCUGAUCAAGCCAAAGCGAAGACUGACGCUGCAGUCGCUGCAGAGCGCGGCCAAGCGGGCGGGCACAUCCUGCGCCAAUUGCAAGACCACAACGACAACCCUUUGGCGGCGCAACGCCAGCGGCGAGCCGGUUUGCAAUGCCUGCGGAUUGUACUACAAGCUGCACAAUGUCAAUCGUCCACUUACCAUGAAAAAGGAGGGCAUACAGACGCGUAAUCGCAAGCUCAGCUCUAAGUCGAAGAAGAAGAAGGGCUUGGGCGGCGGCUGUCUGCCAAUGGGCGGACAUCUGGGCAUGGGCGACUUCAAGCCACUUGAUCCGUCCAAGGGCUUUGGCGGCGGCUUCUCAGCCUCCAUGGCGCAACAUGGACACCUUUCCAGCGGACUGCAUCCGGCACAUGCGCACAUGCACGGCAGCUGGUAUACCGGCGGCAUGGGCGCACUGGGCGCCUCGGGUGGACUGCAGGGUGGCUUCUCUACGGCCGGUUCGUUGGGCGGCGGCGUUGUGCCCCACUCGCAGCCCUAUCACUUGGGUCUCAGCUCAAUGGGCACUUGGCGCACUGACUAUACGUGAUGGAGCGGGAACAACUUGAACAGCAACUUGUUCAGCUAGAGGCGUUUCAUACAAACUGACUUCGAUUUCCAAACACAAUGCCAAACUGAGGACUCACAAGCUACAGCUACAGCUACAGCCACAGCAGCAGCAGCCAGGACCUUCGCUUGCCUGCUCAACUCUUAGGCAC